This is a messenger RNA of Tribolium madens (black flour beetle), 746 nucleotides long. RefSeq lists its product as uncharacterized. The coding region runs from base 134 to 604 and encodes 156 amino acids. Gene Ontology annotation, cellular component: plasma membrane; lysosomal membrane. Gene Ontology annotation, molecular function: heme binding; heme transmembrane transporter activity. The transcript is spliced from 3 exons. NCBI's taxonomy places the organism in Eukaryota, Metazoa, Arthropoda, Insecta, Coleoptera, Tenebrionidae. The record is from RefSeq and is a predicted model, not a curated record. Gene Ontology annotation, biological process: heme transport.
CACUGUCUACUAUGCAACUUCAUUUUGUAAAUAUUUUGGUACUUCCCGGUACUCCUUUACAUUUGUGACAGUAUUUGACAUUAAAAGUGUGUCUGUGAUAAACAGAAAAUUCAGAAGUUAAUUUUGUACAGAAAUGUCUAUUUUACGUUUCAUAGUUUCGUUCGUUUACUCGUUGGCAGGAGUAUCCGGGUUUGGGGCGUUUAUCAUCCUUAAGAAUUAUGCAGCUGCCAUAUUUGCCAUUAUAACAGGUUUUAUUAGUAUUAUUACAAGCCAUAUACAUUUCUUGAAUUUUAAAAAUAAAUUAGAAGACUGGUAUACACCUCAACAUUUGCGUCAAAUGAGUUCCUUUGGUAUUUAUUGUUUUGCAAUUAGUACUUCAGCUUUAGUUUAUUUUUCUGUUAUUGAAAUAAUGGAAAAAAGGCCAAUAAUGCCAAUUGAAAACAGUGCUAUAAUUCCACUGAUUUGGUGCUUGAUUACAUUAAAAAGUGGGUUGAUUUUGGCCUACUUUGGAAGGCUUUACAGUCGUAAAACCGAUCACAUAUCCGUGACCGAAGAACCCACCCCCGAACCAAAUAAUGAAGAGGUUGAAGAAAUUACACCGUAACAAGAUCUUAUGUUUUAAUGCUCAAUAAUUUUAAAAUCCUGUUACAGUGCUGUGUUAUUUUUAUAAUGAAUUAGAUAUUAACGACGUGUUUUUAUAAAAUGAAUAAAGAAAUAAACCAGUAAAACGUCUUUUUUGUGUUUGU